Molecule: messenger RNA, 2379 nt
Organism: Hemisphaericaspora subhashii
Lineage: Eukaryota; Fungi; Ascomycota; Pichiomycetes; Serinales; Debaryomycetaceae
Gene: RSP5
Product: NEDD4 family E3 ubiquitin-protein ligase
Exons: 1
Coding region: 1-2379 (792 amino acids)
Biological process (GO): ubiquitin-dependent protein catabolic process
Molecular function (GO): ubiquitin protein ligase activity; protein binding
Source: RefSeq, a predicted model, not a curated record
AUGGUAUCUUCAUCGCAAUCAGCUUCCAAUAGAAGCAGCAUCCCCAUAAAUGUUAAAGUUGUUGCUGCCGAAGCACUUUAUAAACGAGAUGUUUUCCGUCAACCAGAUCCCUUUGCAGUCAUAACAGUAGAUGGAUCACAAACAAAAACUACAAAAGCAGCUAAGAAAACGCUUAAUCCUUAUUGGAAUGAACAAUUUAAUUUUCAAGCUUUAGAAGAUUCAAUAUUAGUGAUUCAAGUAUUUGAUCAAAAGAAAUUCAAAAAGAAAGAUCAAGGUUUUUUGGGAGUUGUAAAUGUUAGAAUUGGUGAUGUUAUUGAUUUGUCAUUACCUACUUCUGAAGAAACUAUAACUAGAGAUUUAAAAAAAUCAAAUGAAAGUUUAGCAGUAAGUGGGAAAAUCAUUGUCGUUAUAUCUCAUACAAGACCAACCACCACCGCCACCAACACUGCCACAAGUAUUCCAUCGGCUAAUUCAAGAUAUAAUGGAAGUGCCCCAGUUAAUGGCGCCCCUAUUCGUACUGCAGCCGCGGCUGCUCCAAGCGCCGGUCUUGCCCCACCCACUGCUUCUGCUGCUUCUGCUUCUCCUACUGCUCCGGGAAUUAAUAGACAAUAUUCCUCUUUUGAAGAUCAAUAUGGAAGAUUACCAGCCGGUUGGGAACGUAGAACUGAUAAUUUCGGAAGAACAUAUUAUGUUGAUCAUAAUUCCAGAACUACAACUUGGCAAAGACCUACAUUGGAUCAAACAGAACUAGAAAGAGGACAACAGAGACAAUCGGAAACUGAAGCUGAAAGAAGACAACAUCGUGGAAGAACCUUACCUGGAGAAACCCCAAGUUCACCUUCAUUAAUUGGUGGUGUUGCUGGUACUGGAACAACUGUAACCGCUGGAAAUGUGACUGUGACUGCCACAGGUCCAAAUCAACCAGUUAGUCCUGCCGCCGCAGUCUCGAUGGCAUCUUCAGGUGCAACCACUACCGGAUUGGGUGAAUUACCUUCUGGAUGGGAACAACGGUUCACUAAUGAAGGUCGACCAUAUUUCGUUGAUCAUAAUACUAGAACCACGACAUGGGUAGAUCCAAGAAGACAACAAUAUAUCCGGACAUUUGGACCAAAUACCACGAUCCAACAACAACCUGUAAGUCAAUUAGGUCCAUUACCUUCUGGUUGGGAAAUGAGAUUAACCAAUACUGCGCGUGUUUAUUUUGUUGAUCAUAAUACAAAGACUACAACUUGGGAUGAUCCAAGAUUACCUUCAAGUUUGGAUCAAAAUGUUCCACAAUAUAAACGUGAUUUUAGAAGAAAGGUGAUAUAUUUCCGGUCUCAGCCGGCAUUAAGAAUCUUACCGGGACAAUGUCAUAUUAAGGUUAGGAGAGAUCAUAUAUUUGAAGAUUCUUAUCAAGAGAUUAUGAGACAGACUCCCGAGGAUUUAAAGAAGAGAUUAAUGAUUAAAUUUGAUGGAGAAGAAGGAUUGGAUUAUGGAGGAGUUUCUCGUGAAUUUUUCUUUUUGUUAUCUCAUGAUAUGUUUAAUCCAUUUUAUUGUUUAUUUGAAUAUUCUUCCCAUGAUAAUUAUACAUUACAAAUCAAUCCUAAUUCGGGGAUUAAUCCUGAACAUUUGAAUUAUUUCAAAUUUAUUGGUCGUGUUGUAGGAUUAGGUGUUUUCCAUAGAAGAUUCUUGGAUGCUUUCUUUGUUGGAGCAUUAUAUAAAAUGAUGUUACAUAAAAAAGUUGUGUUACAAGAUAUGGAAGGAGUUGAUGCUGAAUUUUAUCGAUCAUUAAAAUGGAUAUUAGAUAAUGAUAUUACUGAUAUUUUGGAUUUAACCUUCUCGGCAGAAGAUGAACGAUUUGGAGAAAUUGUUGAAGUUGAUUUAAAACCCGAUGGAAGAAAUAUUGAAGUCACCGAAGAAAAUAAACAUGAAUAUGUUGAAUAUAUUACUGAAUGGAAGAUUAGUAAACGAGUCGAAGAACAAUUCAAAGCAUUCAUUGACGGAUUCAAUGAAUUGAUUCCACAAGAUUUAGUCAAUGUAUUUGAUGAACGUGAAUUAGAAUUAUUGAUUGGUGGGUUAGCCGAGAUUGAUAUUGAAGAUUGGAAAAAACAUACCGAUUAUAGGGGAUAUCAAGAAAGUGAUCAAGUUAUUCAAUGGUUUUGGAAAUGUAUUAAAGAAUGGGAUUCGGAACAAAAAGCAAGAUUAUUACAAUUCACUACUGGGACUUCAAGAAUUCCAGUUAAUGGGUUUAAAGAUUUACAAGGUUCGGAUGGUCCAAGAAGAUUUACAAUUGAAAAAGCGGGUGAAGCUAAUCAAUUACCUAAAUCUCAUACAUGUUUUAAUAGGGUUGAUUUACCUCCGUAUGUUGAUUAUGAGAGUUUGAGACAGAACAACUGA